AUAACUCACGAGCUUCCAGCUUACGUGCCAUUAAAAAACAAGCCUUCACAUCUCUAGCCUUAAAAUCUUUUUCCAAAUUUUUGGAAAAUUUUUCGCAAAACUCAACAAAAAGAAAUUUCCGCAAUGGCCGAGGAUGAGAACCAGAUCGAGCAUGAAGUAGUGGAGCCCAAGGAGCCCAUUGUGGCAGGUGGAGCCUGCACCCGAUGGCUGCAGCGGGUAAGGCGAACGCGAUUCCUCCGUUGGAUUGCCCUGCCCAAGGUUGGUGGUAACAAGAUACACCGCGACCAGGAGGCUCAGCUCCAAAAUCAGGUGCAAAGGCGCCUCUUCUGCUAUUGGAUGUUGAUCGGCUGCUUUGCCCUGGGACUGUUUCUGGAGCGUUACAUACACUCCAGGGCUCCCAGCAUGCAAGACAGCUACUGCAAACGUUCUUAUCGGUUGGGAGACAUGAUGACCCAUGUCCGCCGUCAGGUGUUGCUCCAGGAGCAGGCACUGGAUCAGCUAGAGUGGGCCCUGGACAAUGGCACCUUUCGGAACAUCGCCUUAGUGGGUACUCCUGACGUGGGCAAAAGCCACACUGCCCGGUCGCUCCGAGAGACCUUUCCUUGGCCGGAAAAUGUGAAAACUCUCUCCUGGCGGGAAUCUCCUUCCCUGCUGCGUGUCCAGAGCAUGCUGAAGAACCUCCUCCUGUGCGGACAGAACCUCAUCCUGAUCGACGACUUGACUCCACUGAAUGGACACUUGGUGCCGAUCAUUAAUGAGCUGAUCCGCGGACGAAAGGAGAUCGCCCAGGCCUCAUCCUCAUCCAAAAAAUCCGAGUCCGAUCCACGUCUUAAGCAGUUAACUUCGAUCUUUAUAUUCACCCUGGAUCGCCAUCAGCCAGAGGAGAUUUUCCAGGCGGAAAUGGCAGCUCUUAAGGAGCUUCCGGAAACCCAUGUCAUUAUCUAUGCCGCCCUGGAACACAGUCAACUCGCGGAAGUUAAGAAUGUAGCCGGCUCCGAGGAACUAGACCAGGAUAUAGAAAAGGUGCGAGUCAAUGAAUCCAACGAUGACCAGGAACAAUUGACUAAAGAGGAAACCUAUUCACCGUCAUUCAAUUUCCUUUACUGAAGUGAAGGACAGAAUGUGAGAUGCCAGACUGUGGAUAUCCUUAAAUUACAUGUAAUGUUUAUAAAUUGUAAUAACCAAAAUAUGCACUAUACAAAUAAUAAA
This is a messenger RNA of Drosophila serrata, 1209 nucleotides long. RefSeq lists its product as uncharacterized. The record is from RefSeq and is a predicted model, not a curated record. Lineage: Eukaryota; Metazoa; Arthropoda; Insecta; Diptera; Drosophilidae.